AUGAGCGACAUAUCAGAGUAUAUCUUAGAAUGCGACCUCAAUUUUUAUAGAGCUUAUGCCUUACCGAUCAUAAAAAAUAACCCAGAAAUGUUUGAUUUGGAUGGGUUUCAAUCAAUUUUACAUGAAAAUGAAAACAUAUCACUUCACAGAACCAUACAAGAAGCAUUUCAUGAAUUCGAAUUGGAUAAACAAUCACAAUAUGAAUUAAAUCCAAGAUAUGGAAGAUAUGUAUGGGACAUGGCUGAUCAAUGGUAUCAGAAAUGGUCCGUAGUAUUCUCGAUUGAACAUAUGUGUAAUUGGGUCACGAGUCCAUCUUCAAAGCCAACAAAAGUAUUUGACGUUACUGCUUGGUUAACUCAUACUGCCAAAAAAUAUUAUAUUCAUCCUGAUCAUCUAAAACUGUUACAACACCUUAGUCAUUAUAUCGCUGACUGGCAUCAAUCCAACAGGCCUCUUGCUUUAAGAGGUGUAUUCAAACUAAACACGGUUCCUUUCUUUCCUCCAACUUGGUUCAUAAAUAAAUCAAGACAAAGCAAAAGUGAAGGCCUUGCUCCCUCUUAUCUGGCUACAUUUGUCCCUCCUUACCGUUUACCUGAUCAUCAAGUGCCAGAACGCUGGAAUCAAGUGUUCCUGAAAGGCAUCACAGUGCAACCCGAUCAAAAGUUCAAUCUUGACCCCAUCCUCAUUCAUUCAACCUUGCAUAUCCUAGGCAUAACAACGGACUAUGAUGAAGAAUCUCAAACAAGUAAAUUGAUGUUUGUCAUGCCCAAGGCAAAAUUUGGUAAUCUCGAAAGCCAUAUUGAUCGAGAAAUACCCAAGGAUUAUUUGAAACCCUGUCAAUUAGCGUUGAGCAUCACCAAAGAUGUCAAGGAUUUACAUUGGAACUUCAUCCAUGGUAAUAUUCAUCCACGUAAUAUCUUGUUAAAUUAUGCAGAUUAUGUCGGCGAGUUGGUUGAUAUCACAUUUAUGAAACGAAAUAAUGAUAAAAGCAAUAUGGCAUGGGCAGGUCGUUGGCCUUAUGUCGCUCCUGAAGUCGUCUCGACUGGACUCAGCACCUCGGCAGAUAUUUAUGCCCUUGGUAUCAUCCUCUGGCAAUUGAUCUCACGCGUCACUUUUCCGGAUGACGCCCUGGUAGACCCUCAUAUCUAUCGUAUUGAACCAAUUCCUGACGUUUUGAAGGAAUGGCAAGAUAUAUAUAUUGAUUGUCUACACAUCGACCCGUCCAAGCGACCGAAUGCUUAUACUCUACACAGACGAUUAACCACUCUCUGCACCAAACUUAAACAGUCACCAGUGCCUCUCUCGGAUAUCACCACUGAUUACAUAAAAGCAAGAAGAGCCGAAAUUGAUCAGUUCUUAUCUAGCUAUCGAAAACUUUCACCACAGGAACUGUAUGUGUCUUCACCUAUGCCUACAUCCACCAGUAGUACGGAUAGUCAUACGAGCACGAGCAGUAGUAAUGAAUCAAGAAGCACAUUAUACCAAGUUGGAGAUCAAGUAUUGACCGCUUCUGUCACAAGGCCAUCUCACCAACGACUAAGAAGUUAUCCAAGCCUUAUUCAAAGCUUUCCCUCCUAUACAUAG
Molecule: messenger RNA, 1584 nt
Organism: Rhizopus microsporus ATCC 52813
Lineage: Eukaryota; Fungi; Mucoromycota; Mucoromycetes; Mucorales; Rhizopodaceae
Product: kinase-like protein
Exons: 3
Coding region: 1-1584 (527 amino acids)
Biological process (GO): protein phosphorylation
Molecular function (GO): ATP binding; protein kinase activity
Source: RefSeq, a predicted model, not a curated record